This is a messenger RNA of Phycomyces blakesleeanus NRRL 1555(-), 552 nucleotides long. Its product is annotated as Homeodomain-like DNA binding domain-containing transcription factor. The coding region runs from base 1 to 552 and encodes 183 amino acids. The transcript is spliced from 2 exons. Lineage: Eukaryota; Fungi; Mucoromycota; Mucoromycetes; Mucorales; Phycomycetaceae. The record is from RefSeq and is a predicted model, not a curated record.
AUGGUCUACUCUCCGGUCACAGUCCACAAGAAUCCUAAACGGUCAAAGCGUCCGACAACCUAUUCACGCUGGACACCCGAGGAAGAUGAGAUUUUGCGACACGCGAUUGCUAUUCAUGGUCCAGCACGUUGGUCUCUUGUCGCAACACACAUACCAAAUCGCAGUCCAAUGCAAUGUUCCACCCGCUGGAUGGGCGCACUCAACCCACACAUCCAUAAAGGAAGAUGGACCGAUUAUGAAGAUUCAAUCCUACGCUACUCUGUUCAGGAGUUCGCCAAUUUUGUAGACCACGAGGGAAGAUCAAUGCCAAUGCCAUGGAACAAGAUCGCCGAACGUAUCCCAAACCGCACUGGAAUCCAAUGCCAGGCCCGCUGGACAGAGGCCCUGGAUCCCACUGUUCGCAAAGGAAAAUGGACAGCCGAUGAAGAUGUGCUCUUACGCCUUGGGGUUGUCGAACUUGGUCGGUCAUGGAUCCGCAUCGCCGAAACUAUUGAGGGCAGGACCCAGGUAAAGAUCAACAGCCACCCAACCACUAAUAUUGCCAUCUAUUGA